This is a messenger RNA of Morus notabilis, 1450 nucleotides long. RefSeq names its product epoxide hydrolase A. Gene Ontology annotation, molecular function: hydrolase activity. Bases 150 to 1106 code for a protein of 318 amino acids. The transcript is spliced from 3 exons. NCBI's taxonomy places the organism in Eukaryota, Viridiplantae, Streptophyta, Magnoliopsida, Rosales, Moraceae. The record is from RefSeq and is a predicted model, not a curated record.
GCUAAAAAGCUUGGUCAGUCAACACCUUCACUUUAAAAACACCUAUUGAACUUCGCAUUGCUUUCUCCUCCUACUAAUCAUAAGAUCCAAAAACAGAGCAAAAACGAAAACAAACCAAAAACGACCAAUAUCUCAUCUCAUCCGAAAACAUGGAGAAGAUCGAGCACACAACGGUCCCCACAAACGGCAUAAACAUGCACGUGGCAUCAAUCGGGAGCACCACUGCUCCGGCAAUUAUAUUCCUCCACGGCUUCCCCGAGCUCUGGUACUCCUGGCGGCACCAGAUGAUCUCCCUUUCCUCCCUCGGCUACCGCUGCAUCGCUCCCGACCUCCGCGGCUAUGGCGAGACCGACGCGCCGCCGUCGCCGGAGUCGUACACGGUGUUCCACAUAGUCGGCGACUUGGUGGGCCUGCUGGACCAUCUGGGUCUCGACCAGAUCUUCGUUGUGGGCCACGACUGGGGAGCGGUGAUCGCCUGGUACUUGUGCCUCUUCAGGCCCGAUAGAGUCAAAGCUUUGGUCAACAUGAGCGUCGCCUUCAGUCCAAGGCACCCAACCAGAAAGCCUAUCGAAGGCUUCAGAGCUUUGCUUGGCAACGAUUACUAUAUUUGCAGGUUCCAGGAACCGGGAGAAGCUGAGAAAGAUUUUGCUCGUGAUGACACUACAAAUUUGCUGAAGAAAUUCUAUCUAGGACGGAAUCCGAGCCCUCCAUGCAUUCCUAAAGAAAUAGGAUUCAGUGACCUGAAAGCCCCACAGACCAUGCCCUCCUGGCUCUUGGAAGAAGACGUCAAAUUUUACGCUAGAAAAUUCGACGAGAAGGGCUUCACUGGAGGGUUAAACUAUUAUAGAGCUUUGGACCUAACCUGGGAGCUAACAGCAGCAUGGAGUGGAACACAAGUGAAAGUACCAGUGAAGUUCAUUAUAGGAGACCUGGAUGUGACCUACCACGUUCCCGGUGCAAAAGAAUACAUACACAACGGUGGAUUCAAGAGAGAUGUCCCGUAUUUGCAGGAAGUGGUUGUGAUGGAAGGAGUGGCUCACUACAUCAACCAAGAAAAGGCCGAGGAAACCGCCGCUCACAUUUACGACUUCGUUAAGAAGUUUUGAUCUUUCACCCGACAAGUUCAUCACACUUGCCUCAGUUCCCUUAUGUUUUGUUCUGCAGUGUAGUUGGUGAGAGUCGCAAAAUGCAAGGAGAUUUAUGGCAGACAGAUUGUCUUUUUAAAGUCUAGAGCUAGGCAGCUGCGGCCGGCUUGUUAUGUAUUGUUAUGAGAUUUUCUUUCGUUCCCAUCUGUUUGUUCGUCAAGGACCCACUAACAGUUUACUCUUAAGGUUCUGGCAUCUUUACCUAAAAUUGUGGUGAAUUUACUCUUUUAAUCCUCUUAACAGUUUUAGAAAGAAAAUAGAAGAAAAAAUGUUGCAUAAAAACAAGAUAAAUAUUGUACCCCUAA